GAGACAUGAGGCCAACAGAUCGUGCCAUGCCAAAACUUGUCCGGCGGACCAGUGCAGCCGGAGCUCUGGGCGCCAAGCAGAUUUGGCUGGUUUUCCUGCUUGGCCUUGGCCACGCGUUCUCCUUGCCGCGCCACUCCCUGCCAGUCUCAAGGUGGAGGAAGAACUCCAGCCACCGGGUGGCGGCCGGGGACGUGCGCCAUUUCCUGGCAGGCGACGCGAGCCCGCUGCUCUGUGAGGUGGGUGCCCGGGUUGGGCAGGCGUUGCCAGACAAGCUGAAGCACAAGGAGCUCUUCGAAGCCCACGCGGUGGCGGAGCUCGCGCAGCGGCACUUGACGCAAUGGCGCAGCGAGGGCCUCGAGGUCCAAACGGCCGUGGAGCUCUGCGCGGGCUGCGGCCUGGUGGGCAUCUUCCUGGCCCUGCUGGACCGGCGUCUGCGGGUGCUCCAGCUGGACCGGCGGCGCUCGAAGCUGGCGGCCCAACUGCACGAGAUGGCCGACAGUUGGGACCUCCACGAAAGGCUCGGCUGGCGCGUGGCGGAUCUCCGUCCGGCUGGGGAGGAAGCCGCGGAGUUCGAGCCCGGCUCGCUGGUGCUGGCGUGCCACGCGUGCGGGCUGCUGAGUGAUGAGGCGAUGGCGGCCGCCGUCGCGGCGCGCCUGCCCCUGAUUCUGCUGCCCUGCUGCUACGCGCGGAAUCCCAAGGCGCUGGUGCGAGCCAAGCGGGGGCACCCCAGCUUCGCGUGGCCUCGAUAUCCCUGGCUAGAGAGAGGCGCUGUGAACCGCUUGGGGCGCGACGCUGUCGAUGCUGCCAGGGUGAGCUUCCUAGAGCAGAAUGCCUACAAGGUGGUGUACGACCACAUCGAUGCCGAGAUCACUGAGUUCAAUCGAGCUAUUGUCGCAGCUCCAACAUAGCUACAGCAACGGCGAGGACCUUGAGAUGGGGGUCGUCAACUGCGAGCAGGUCACGGAAGCGCGCGACUCGAAUCACGUCGAGGUGGAGCUCUGAUGGAGUUUGCUCCGAUAAGUGGGUUG
Messenger RNA from Effrenium voratum, 1028 nucleotides. Lineage: Eukaryota; Dinophyceae; Suessiales; Symbiodiniaceae. The record is from the annotation of a GenBank genome assembly.